AUGUCGACUUGCACUGACGACGCCGAUAACUCAACUCUUCAUAUACAGGACACCACCAUGUCCCCGGUUCAAGAAGGACCGAUAUCUCCCGCGUCAUCCUGUCUGAGCAACCAAAAUCAAAAUGACGAAGUGCUUUUAGCAACAAUGCAACCAGUCAAUGUGAUGGAUCUCCACGAAACAGAGCACAUACACCACAAGUACAAUCAGCACCACCACCACCACCACCACCAGCGGCACCACCAGCAUCAUCCGCACCAUCACCACCACCACCAUCACCACCAAGAGGAGGAAGAGGAGGAGGAAAAUGGUCGUAGUCCCCAGUCAAGUCCUUCGACAGGCUUAGGACACAAAAUGAUCGACUUGAUCUACAACGAUGGCCAAAAAACAGUGAUGUACACCCACGACAAAGAAAUAAUCUACGAGAGUGAAGCAGAUCGGGUCCAGGUAGUCGAAUAUCCUCCUCCGAAUCCUUCACCUUCUCCACCCGCGACCCCUCAAUCGACGCGAAAUCUCGUAAAUGUGAGACACGCGGUAACCACCAACGUAGGAAAUACCGCGACCCUCCACCUCCAUCACUAUCCCCAGCUUCAGCUCCAUCAGCACGACGAAGAUGAUCUUCCUCGAGGAGCAGCACCUUCUGGUGCUGUCAAUGGAAAUUCUGUUUCUUCCAAUACUACGACAACUGUUUUGGUCUUGUCGGAACUUGUCGCUGCCGAUCCGUCGACCGCUUCUGCGGAACUUGGUCUAACAACUUCUGGACCUACCGCAACUCUUCGUACCGGGUGA
Molecule: messenger RNA, 786 nt
Organism: Cotesia congregata
Lineage: Eukaryota; Metazoa; Arthropoda; Insecta; Hymenoptera; Braconidae
Source: the annotation of a GenBank genome assembly